AUGCGCGAGGACAAAAACCUCAAGGCGAACCUCGCAGCAUCCUACAACGAGCUUGUGCGAUCGUUUACUGCGCUUGCAUGCGAAACCAUCGGCAACUACAGCCUCGGCCGCGAAGUCGGGAAAGGAUCCUAUGGCCAUGCUUAUCAAGCGACGCACAAGUUUCUCGGCGGUAAGGUGGUGCUAAAAGGUACACCCAAAUCGGAAGCGCCGACACUUGCGCGCGAGAUUCAUCACCAUCGGCGCUUGCAUCAUCCGCAUGUUGUGCAGCUAUAUGAAGUCAUUGUAACAGAAGAGCGUGUCUGGCUAGUUUUGGAGCAUUGCGGUGGAGGUGAAUUGUAUGAGUAUCUGCUGAAGCGCCGUCAAUUGACUGAGCGCGAAACAAAAAAGAUUUUUGCUCAAAUAUGCGGUGCAGUGGCCUAUAUCCACUCUCGCGGCAUUGUACAUCGUGAUCUUAAGCUGGAGAAUAUCUUUUUGGACCGCAAGAAUAAUGUCAAGCUCGGCGAUUUUGGCUUUACUAGGGAAAAUGACAAGGGCUUUAUGAAGACGUGGUGUGGAUCAACAGCUUAUUCGGCGCCAGAGAUUUUGCGAUGUUCAAAAUAUCAGGGCGAGCCGGUGGACAUCUGGUCGCUUGGCAUCAUCUUAUUUGCUUUGCUCAGUGGACAAUUGCCUUACGAUGAGGAGGACGAGCUUGCGACGAAGCGUAUGAUUCUCGAGUCGCAACCUGUGUUUCCGCCUUUCUUCUCUGAUGAAAUGACACAACUUAUAACGAGUAUGCUCAACAAGGAUCCAGAGAAGCGCCCGAGCGCGCAAGAUAUCCUACAGCAUCCAUUC
Molecule: messenger RNA, 831 nt
Organism: Protomyces lactucae-debilis
Lineage: Eukaryota; Fungi; Ascomycota; Taphrinomycetes; Taphrinales; Protomycetaceae
Product: kinase-like domain-containing protein
Exons: 1
Biological process (GO): protein phosphorylation; regulation of cytokinesis; mitotic spindle organization
Cellular component (GO): chromosome passenger complex; spindle microtubule; spindle pole centrosome
Molecular function (GO): ATP binding; protein kinase activity
Source: RefSeq, a predicted model, not a curated record